CAGACUUAUGAUAUCCCUGUAAACACGUUUUAAAAUAGCUAGACUGAAGGCACUCACUAUGUUUAAUGGAUUCGAUGUGUCAGCUCAGAAACCUAGGAGGACGGCAAGGAUACAGGAUAGCUUAGCUCGGUAGCUUUGGUUUGCUUUUCGCGCGGGUCUGUGGUUCUUCCCAAGAUUCUGCUGUUUCAACGUUAUUCUCAUCAGGCUGGUUUGAGAUGAAGGUGAAGAUCAAACAGUGGAACGGCGUGGCAGCUUGGUCCUGGGUAGCCAACGAUGACAACUGUGGUAUCUGCCGCGCACCUUUCAAUGGAUGCUGUCCAGAUUGUAAGGUUCCUGGAGACGAUUGCCCACUGGUCUGGGGCCAGUGCUCCCACUGCUUCCAUAUGCACUGUAUCCUCAAAUGGCUGAACUCACAGCAGGUCCAGCAACAGUGCCCUAUGUGUCGACAGGAGUGGAAGUUUAAGGAAUGAGGUCAUUGCCUGGUCUUCACUGACACAGAGACACUCAAACGGACAUUUGUGGAAACAAUGUGGAAAUAAGUGCAACAAAGAAGACAUCAUUUGUAUAUGUUACAUGUUUGUAUUCAGAGGAUGGUGGCAUUAUGUUGAAGUAAAGGACCAUGGCAAUACUAAUUUCUAAAAAUUAUUU
Molecule: messenger RNA, 648 nt
Organism: Sardina pilchardus (European sardine)
Lineage: Eukaryota; Metazoa; Chordata; Actinopteri; Clupeiformes; Clupeidae
Gene: anapc11
Product: APC11 anaphase promoting complex subunit 11 homolog (yeast)
Exons: 3
Coding region: 216-470 (84 amino acids)
Biological process (GO): anaphase-promoting complex-dependent catabolic process; positive regulation of mitotic metaphase/anaphase transition; protein ubiquitination
Cellular component (GO): anaphase-promoting complex; nucleus
Molecular function (GO): ubiquitin protein ligase activity; zinc ion binding; cullin family protein binding
Source: RefSeq, a predicted model, not a curated record